GUGGCGUGUUUGGGAUUGUUGUGAGGGGAGGAGGACGCCAUCUUCUUUUCCCUGCAACUGAACUGCAGACAGGGAGAGGCGGUGUUUGAGGGAUUAUGUUUUAGAUUCGCGUUUCUAAAGCUAGCUUUCCAAAGAGGUCACCGGGAUCUCAUUAGUAACAUACACAGCAAACGCAGGCUGAAGUUUUUGUUGGUUUAUUUUAUCUGUAUAAGAAGGGUAUGAUGAAUGGAGGAUAAAUGUUGCUCAAAGCUGACAGCAGCAGUUUCGUCCUCCUUCUCUGUCUUCUUUUUGCUUUGAGUCUCACGGAUCCACCGCGGGCAGGUCCACGGCUAGCUCUGGCACGACUGUUGUCAGAGCUCCGGUGUAACCCUGGCCAGUUUGCCUGCCACAGUGGCACCAUCCAGUGUAUCCCCUUGUCCUGGCAAUGCGAUGGCUGGCCAACCUGUGAAGAUGAGAGCGAUGAAAUGGACUGCCCCAGUAUAACUGUGGAUCAGAGAUCCAGACAUGGGAAGGAGAGCAUUGAUAACAGACACAGCCAUGGCAGAUCCGGAGAGGCCCCCCACUUUCACGCUGGCAGCGGGGAGAAGUCUCUGCCCUUUAGCAAGAAGUGUCCUACAGGAUGGCAUCACUAUGAGGGAACGGCCAGCUGUUACAGGGUGUAUUUAAACAGUGAGAACUACUGGGACGCUGUUCAUACAUGCCAGAGAGUCAACGGGUCCCUGGCUACGUUCGCCACUGACCAGGAGCUGAGGUUCAUUCUCGCACAGGAGUGGGACUUUGAGGAGAGAACUUCUGGACGCAAAGACCAGCGCAGGUUUUGGGUUGGCUAUCAGUAUGUCAUCACAAACCGAAGCCGCUCACUCGAAGGACGCUGGGAAGUAGCUUAUAAAGCAGGUUCCACAGAGGUAUUUUUACCCCCAGAGAGGGUGCCUAUUUUUGGGACAACAAUGCCAGAUCAUGAAAAUGUUUUAUGUGCACAGCUGCAGUGGUUCCAUUUACCAACAAUUCGCAACUAUGGGCUGCACAGUUGGUAUGCUGAAAACUGCUAUGAGAAAUCUGCUUUCCUCUGCAAGAGAAGCCAGACGUGUGUGGAUAUCAAGGAUAACGUUGUGGGUGAAGGGUUCUACUUCACUCCGAAGGGCAAUGACCCCUGCCUGAGCUGCACGUGUCACAAGGGUGAGCCGGAGAUGUGUGUGGCGGCUCUGUGUGAGCGACCUCAGGGCUGCCAGCACUUCCGCAAAGACCCCAAAGAGUGCUGCAAGUUCACCUGCCUCGACCCAGAUGGAAACAGUCUGUUUGACUCGAUGGCCAGUGGGAUGCGCCUGAUCGUCAGCUGCAUCUCCUCCUUCCUCAUCCUGUCUCUGCUGCUGUUCAUGGUGCACAGACUCCGCCAGAGACGCAGGGAGAGAAUCGAGUCUCUCAUUGGUGGAAACUUGCACCACUUCAACCUGGGUCGCAGAAUGCCCGGUUUGGAUUACGGACCGGAUGGGUUUGGCACAGGUCUGACUCCGCUGCACCUUUCAGACGAUGGCGAGGGAGGGGCUUUUCACUUCCAUGACCCUCCACCUCCUUACACGGCCUUCAAAUACCCUGAUAUACAGCACCCUGACGACCCCCCGCCCUCUUAUGAGGCAUCCCUCAACCCAGCAACCAUACUGAUUGUCAGUCUAAAUGAGAACAAUUCUCAGACACAUCGGAGCAUUCAGCCACCUAUAGAAACCAGCGAUCUACACCCGGAAACGACAGAGGAAAGAGCAGAGGAAGGUUCCACUUUAGAACAGUCUUCAGAAGAACUCGAGGAUUCCAUCGACAGUAGCACUCUGCUCGUCCCACCAGAUUCACCUACUGAUGAAACUACAGCGACAGAAACUGCAGUGACAAGCUGCGACAGUAACUGUUCACUAAAUACUGUGGUGUAAAAAACAACGUUAAAUGGUUAUUUUGUGGUCGAAUGAGUAGAGGAGCUACUUGCACACUGCUGUACAGAGAGAAGAGGAACGCUAGUCAGACGUCUUUAGUAGUGUUAUGAAACACUCUGCUUUCAUGUUUCAGUUUAGCGUCACUUUUUUGUUGUGUAAAUAGAGAUUGCGAAAUCCCUGCAUGUUUCCAUGGAGGAAACUAAAACAAGGUUCUUUAGGGAAUUAGAAAACAAAAGAAAUGAGGCAGCUUUUUGUUAUUUUUAAAAAGAAACCAUGAAUUUGCAUCUGAAUGUGGAUUAUCUUGAGUAAAAUGAACUUGGGACUGAAAGACUGAACUGUGGAGAAAUGUCUGUGUGCUUAAUACAUACCACCCGCACAGAGAGCUGGAAACUUUAGAAGGCUUGAACUUUCUCUCCAGAACGAUCUUCUUGAAAAAUCGAAUUGGAUUUCACAAUGCAUUUGUUUGUUUUUUUGUAAAUAUGGGUCUCUAUAUUUUGGAGGUGAUCUAAUGAGCUGAUGUGCAAAUGUUUAAAGUUUCUGUGUCCAGAAAAAGACAGGGAAAUAGAAAGGAUCCAUUUGGACUUUGCAGUGGUCGGAUUAAAAAUUAACACAAAGGUUUUAUACUAUGCUUUAAUACUAGUAUGUUUUUGUUCUAUUAAAGUUUAAUGCUUACCGUUUAAAUGAUCAUGAAAAAGUAUAGCUUUUUUUUUUUCGUGGCAGACAUUUUGCACAUCACUGAUGUAUUGAAGCGGGAAAUUCUGAAAUUUUUAUUAAAUCACUGCACAAACACAUAUUUACAUUUUUGUAUGUAAACUGGUCAGAUUGUCCUUCAUUUGUGCAAAAUGUCAUGUAGUUUUUUUUUUUUUUGUGGCUUAGUGGGGCUACGUUUUAUUGGCAAAUGAACACCCACACAGACUAAUGUGUGUGGCUCUAGAGAUUUAUAAAUCAGAGAUUCAUAAUUGCAAUGAUUUUUAACAUGUCAUUCUAUGCCAGUCAAAGCAGGACCAACAUUGAUCAAAGGGACAGGCAAUCUGGUCCUGUAGGGCCAUUCUGCGCUACAUUUAAUGAUAGAAGGAAACUGCUCCGGAACCUGGUUAGUGGCCCAAUAGGGUCAAUUAAACAGUUUGGAACAUGGUUGGAAUAAGUACCUAUUCUGGAAGUGUUCUAUCACUGUUCCUGUACAUAAGAAGAAAUAUUUAUUGGAAAGUUUAGAUCCAUAGUGAAGUCCAAUGAAAGGACAUGGUUUGCCCUGGAUUGUGUUCAGAAAUUAAUGAAUCCGGUAUUGUAGAAAUGACUGCAGUUCAUCAUGUUUCUGAACCAUCUUGGUACUAGAGAAAAUGCUUCUCAUGGUGGACUAAUUGAUCUUUAGCUUCCUAAUGGAAACAUUACUAUUACAAAAAUAAAAAAGUCCAAUAUCUGAACUCCAUUUGAGUCACCUGUGUUUCAAUGUCUCUGAGGACUCACAUUGGCCACACAGAAUGUAACACAGUAUAAAAUGAAUUUCAAUUGGAAAUAUCAUUCAAACGUCACACACACACACACUAUUACUACCUAUAUAUAUAUACCAUAUUCCAAAUAUUUCUGUAUAAUCUGGGUGUGUUUUGGGCCACUGUGAGCAUCCACUUAUUUUUAUUUUAUUCUAUCAAUCGUUUGAUUUUACAAAAUGUUUGCAAGUACAGUAGUUCCAGUAAAUUGUGAUACAAUUAAAGUGUGGCAGUGUAAGAGGAACACAUGUUGAUCUGAAAUGAUAUGCUGUCUCAUAACAUUUGAUACUGUUCAUGUUGUACCUGUCUUUUUUGUUUUAGGUUUUCUUUUUUUCCUUCACAACACUAAGAAUAAAGUUCUUAUUUUUCUCAA
Acipenser ruthenus (sterlet) is the source of this 3776-nucleotide messenger RNA. Its product is annotated as integral membrane protein DGCR2/IDD-like. The transcript has 11 exons. Lineage: Eukaryota; Metazoa; Chordata; Actinopteri; Acipenseriformes; Acipenseridae. The coding region runs from base 237 to 1919 and encodes 560 amino acids. Gene Ontology annotation, cellular component: membrane. The record is from RefSeq and is a predicted model, not a curated record. Gene Ontology annotation, molecular function: protein binding.